AUGGGCUCCUUGAAUAUUCAGGAGGUCUACAGUGAGAUCCUCCAUGACAUCAGCACCCUCUUCCCUUUCUUCAAGGGGGAUUAUCAAGGAUGGAAGGACUCUGUUCGACACAACCUCUCCUCCAAUGAUUGCUUUCGAAAGGUCCUGAAAGAUCCACUGAAGCCGCAGGCUAAAGGCAACUAUUGGACGGUGGAUGUGAGCCGGAUUCCCGCCGAAGCCAUGAAGCUGCAGAAUACAGCGGUCACCCGGCAGGAAGCCUACCCUCAUGACCUGGCUUCUUAUAUCCUACAUGGACAGCCUUACAGACCUUUAGAUUUUCAUAACCCUCAUCUUUCAAAUGAAAAUACUGAAGUCAGAGGAGAAGCAGAGGCUCAGUCCCCAGUACCAACCCAGUCCCCAAGUGUACAUCCCGCCUCAAUGUUCCCAAUGAUCUUGUGGAACCUUCCAACAUCUUACUCAAAAUGCGUGGCCCCUAAUGCGGUGGCCCCUCCCAGCAUACACCCUCUCCUGCUUUAUUCCAACUUCCCCUCACUCUCUCUUUGUAACUACAUGUCUUCCCCAUACUCAAGCUCCACCUAUGCGGAUCUGAGACCUCAAAUGUCUCCCGUGUCUAGACCCUCUGAAGCCAGGAAUUCCCUGUCAGAUUUCCCUCCCAAUACAACGGUCUUUGACGUCCCCAUGUGUUCCCCACACGGGGGCUACAUGUCACCUCAAAACAUGUAUGGGCAGCAUUUAUCUGAAGUUGGCAUGUAUGGGCAGCAUUUAUCUCCAGGUGGGGCGUAUCCAGGGUACAGACCCAAUAGUUACUGAUUGGUCGGGGGUUGAGACAAGGCUGGUUCUGGGCUGUUCACUUUUGUUCCAAGGACUAGCCGCACUUGAAGCCUUACCCAAUGACGUUAGCAGGCACACAACUCGGCAUGUGGCUCAACAGAGGUGGCACCAAAAAAGACAUACAGUCCAAAGGCAUUGGACCACAUGUAUAUAUCACAAUCAUUUUGUAUCUUGCAUAUCUGUAUUCGCUUCAAAUACAUUUGAAUAUUUUUUUUACUGAA
Rana temporaria (common frog) is the source of this 1052-nucleotide messenger RNA. RefSeq names its product forkhead activin signal transducer 3-like. Gene Ontology annotation, molecular function: sequence-specific DNA binding; DNA-binding transcription factor activity. Gene Ontology annotation, biological process: regulation of DNA-templated transcription. The record is from RefSeq and is a predicted model, not a curated record. The coding region runs from base 1 to 810 and encodes 269 amino acids. The transcript has 3 exons. NCBI's taxonomy places the organism in Eukaryota, Metazoa, Chordata, Amphibia, Anura, Ranidae.